Molecule: messenger RNA, 515 nt
Organism: Prorocentrum cordatum
Lineage: Eukaryota; Dinophyceae; Prorocentrales; Prorocentraceae
Source: the annotation of a GenBank genome assembly
AUGCGCUCCUCUUUCUCUUCGCUGGCAGGCACACUUCGCUUCGGUCUUCAGCAGUUGCUUAAUCUCUGCCCUGCCCACACGCCAAGCGGCGCAGAGAGCGCCGCAGCGAGGCGCCCCGGCGCUCCGUUGGGCAGCCCCGCCCGGCGCCGCGGCGGCUCGCCCAAGCGGGCUCACCGCCCGAGCCGGCCAGCCACGUCGCAGGAGCCCCUGACAACGGUGGAGCGCUUCAGGAUGCUGUGCGCGGGCGAGGAGGACUCUCCCGCGGGCCCUGCUGCGCACGAGCCCCGCGGCGACUGGGCCCCCCUCGGCGGCAGGGGCCCCGUCGCCGGCGGGGGCCUGCGCGAAGCGUUGCGGAGGCGCAAGCUGGAGCUGAUGCACCUGCAGCCCGCGUCCCCGGACCAGCGGGGGCUGCCGACGCUGCUCGGGAGCUCGCCGAGCUCGAAGCGCCCAGCGCCCACGGAAGGCGGACUUCGGGAGGCCGUGCCGCGCAAGGGCCGCGCCGCGCCGCGCCCGGA